This is a messenger RNA of Vitrella brassicaformis, 2989 nucleotides long. Lineage: Eukaryota; Vitrellaceae. The record is from the annotation of a GenBank genome assembly.
GCCAACGUUCACUGAUUGAUGGAUAUAACACUGAAUUGUCUCUCUCAUGGCAUACAUCAACCCACGGGAGACGCCAAACCCAGAAACCGACUCACUGUCACACACACACCCCGUGGGUCAUACACGCACACUCACACACGCCCUGCAGCCGCUGGAGUACCAACUUGACUUGAAACGAAAAACGCAGGGUAAGGAUUUCUCUGUGCUUUUCUUGUUAUGCUCGAGUCGCAGCUUGACCAGGAGACAUGAAGGUCUCCCCAGGUCAAGAACCACACCACCUAGCAGACAUACAGUACACUGACUGCACUUGAUAGAUCUGCUGUGUGCAUGACACAGGGGCAGAAGGUUCGCUGUCCAUCGGGCUGGGCCGCUUCCGGUAAGGGAUUGCACAGCCAGCAGCCGUCACUCGCGGCCCCCUGUCGCCCGGUCACACACAUCAGCCAAGAUCGCAUGAUCGUGCUUGUGGGGCUAGUGGUCCAAUCAGCACAUGUACGAAGCGAGUGACCGGUUGACGAAAAAGAAAAGGAGGAGAAGGGCAGCAAGGAACACCCCCCCACACCCACAUAUAUGGAAGAGGAGCAUACAAACCACGUACAUGCCCUCACACCCACAUGCAGACCAGCCAAGAGGGGAAGCAACGAUAUAUACGGUGCAGAUGCCUACGUAUACGCGACAAAUCCAUCCACCUCCAUCCACACACACGCAAUGGACGGAUGGGCUGUGUGGUGUGAGAGAGACAGGCAGCUCGCUAUCACUUCAGGCUGGGCCGCUCCCGCCAAGGGAUUGCGCAGCCGUCAGCCGUCACUCGCGGCCCCCUGUCUACGCUCACACGCACAUAUGGCAGCAGACAUCACAUAGCAUGUUGUCUAUGUGAGUGAGUGGAUGGGGUGUUGGGAGGUCGAGGUCAGAUACAGAGAUGCAGCAACGACGCAGCGAAUGUAUACCUUCCCACUGGCCUAAACUCAUUCAUUAGAAACGUACAAAAGCACACAUGGCCCACCGUGUGCGGCCAGCAGCAGCUAUGGCCUGUCUAUAUGAGUCGGUCUGCCUGUCUAUGCGGUGAUGACAUUGUUCCGUAGGAAGGCAUUGAUAUCCAUCGACUCGUACAGAACGCCGCCGUCGGGCAGACCCAAAGCAGGCACCUGACUCACACACACACACACACGCACGCACCGGCGUUGCACAUGUGAGUGUAACAGCACAGCACCUCCCACCUGUGUGAGUCCGCCCCUCUGUUUGAGUUGGUCCUUCUGCGACGGGUCGGCCUUGACGUCCACCAGCGGCAGCAUCCCCUGCAGCCCCAAAGCACUCAGCUGGUCCAGCACAUGGACGCAGAAGGGACACUGGGGCAUGUAGAAGAGGCAGUAGCCCUCCUUCGACAGAUCCUGCACACACGCAGCCAGCCAACCAACACACACACACAGACACACACACACAAUCAUCUCUUUCACUGUGUCGGUUCUGUGUGUGUCAUCCCACUGCCCACCGUGGCGUUGACGUGCUUCAUGUUUUCGACAAGCGGUGCGGGCGGCGCGUCCUUGCGAGAGGCCUUGACCUCGCUGAUGUAGUCGCGGCCCGUCUGCUUGCCCAUCCACUGCAGCACGGCGUCAAACGAGUAGUCGAAUGGACCAGGCCCACCUGCACCAACGACGUACACACCGCACACACACCCAUUCCCCCUUCAUAAGUGUGUUUGUUUCCUCGAUCUCUGGCCGACCGAUGAAUGCCAAAGUGCCAUCGGGUUUGAGGACCAUGAGGCGGUCGAGCCAGGCGGCGUAGGCCACGCAGGCCUCGUCGUCCGAGCCGUCGAUGAGCAGCUCGCCAGUGACGCCCUUGCCGGCGAAGAAGUCCACCGCCAGCUUGGUCCGCUCGGCGAGGCUCGUGGUCUUCUUGACCCUCAGAUUCCCAUACACCGCCCACUCAUCAGUCGGGUGGGCCUCCUGUGGCCACACACACAGACAUGGAGAGAUGGCCGCAGCCGUCACCCACAACCUCUGCUGGUGUGUGGUGUGUGGUGUUGGUUACCCUCAUGUAGAUGGUGACGAACUUGGCGUCGUCCUUGAACAGCUGUUGGGCGACCAUCAGGUCGUCCAUAACAGCCGCAAACUGACAUGCCAAUCAAUCAAGACACACACACAGGGGGAGAGAGGCAUGGAUGGAGCCACUCUCAAGCAAACCGAGGAGGCGGAUCGAUCUCCUCUCUCUCGUGGCACUUACCGGGGGUCAGCUGCAGCUGCCGAAGUUGAGCACCAGGAACUUGGUGGCGUCGAGGAAGUCGUAGAUGUGACGCUUCUCACCCUCAGUCGUGUACACCACACAAUUGGGCGCCUUGCGGCCCUCUCUCAGGGUCCAGCGGCCACGCCUCCACACACAACACACCCAAACAGUGUCCGUCUCUCUCCCUCUCUCUCUCUCUCUCUCUGUGCCCACCUGUGAAGGCGCACAUAGAUCCAGAUGCGGUGGUAGAAGGCGGGAUUGGUCAGAGUGUGCCACAUGGUCUCGCUGAGGUCAUGUCGCAGCGGGUUGGGCUUCUCGGCGCCCAGCUCUCCGACGCCUUGUCGGUUGGUCAUCGGGCCGGGCAGCCCGGUGACCUUGACGCCCAGCGCUCGCGAAGUGGGAGCAUCCGGCUUUGUCGAAGCAGGAGCCUCCUUCCAGCCGAGCAGUCCCUUGAUGAAACCCAUAACGCACUUGAGAAUGUAGCCCUGACAGCAGACAGACAAGGCACACACACCAACAAGCAUGCAUCUCAUCCUCCCAAUGGAUGCUGCUGAUCAGCUCAGAGACGUCGCCGACGGACUGACCUGUGUCAAGAAGCCGACCAUAAAGGCAAACCUGAUGACGUCCAAUGGCAGGUACGCCACCUCCCACAGCUGCUCUGACACCGACGACGCCCUCAUUUUGUGUGAAGGAAGAUCAGCACAGCAGUCGACGGCCUUCAUUCAUGCAGACCGCCGACCACCAGAUCCAGGCGCUUGCCGACGCCUCUCCG